UCCAUGAUUGCAACCAUGUUUCGCUUACCCAUCAUCCUAUUCCUAACAACAACAUGUCUCUUCACUAUUGCAGUAGUCUCUGAAAAAUGCAACCCAGAGGACAAGAAAGCCCUUCUCCAAAUAAAGGAAGAGCUAGGCAACCCAACAUCUCUAUCCUCAUGGAACGCAACCACAGAUUGCUGCGACCCCACGUGGCAAGGUGUGGGCUGCGACACAGACAACAAAACCUACCGUGUCAACGACCUCUCCCUCUCCCAACUCUCCCUCACCAAACCUUACCCUAUUCCUCUCUCCAUAGUAAACCUCCCUUACCUCAACUUCCUCUUCAUCUACACAAUCCCCAACCUCGUCGGUCCUAUCCCGACGGCAAUCGUUAAACUCGACAAACUCCGUUACCUCACCGUCAGCAAAACCAACGUCUCCGGCGUGAUACCUUCCGCCAUAUCCCAAAUCAAGACCCUCGUAACCAUCGACUUCUCCUACAACCACCUCUCCGGCAAAAUCCCCGCCUCGCUCUCCACUCUCCCCAACCUCGUCGGAAUCACCCUCGACGGCAACCGGCUCACCGGCUCCAUCCCGGAGUCGUUCGGGUCGCUGUCGAGCCUCUUCACGUCGCUGACGCUCUCCCGGAACAUGCUCACCGGGAAGAUUCCGGCGUCGCUGAAAAAGCUGAACCUGGCGUUUGUUGACUUGUCGAGGAACAUGCUGGAGGGUGACGCGUCGGUGUUGUUUGGGUCAGGGAAAAAUACACAGAAGAUAAUAGUUGCGAAGAACAAAUUGGCUUUUGAUUUGGGAAAAGUGGGGUUGUCGAAGAAUUUGAAUACGUUGGAUGUGAGGAACAAUCGCAUAUAUGGGAUGCUACCACAGGGUCUAACGGCGUUAAAGUUUCUGCAUAAGUUGAAUGUGAGCUAUAAUAGCCUGUGUGGUGAGAUUCCACAAGGUGGAAACUUGCAAAGAUUUGAUGUGUAUUCGUAUGUUCAUAAUAAGUGCUUGUGCGGUUCUCCCCUACCCAGUUGCAAGACUACUUAAGUCUCCUAUGGACAAAUUGUAUAUCAUAGAUAUUUUGUUUGUCCUACUACAU
Molecule: messenger RNA, 1081 nt
Organism: Gastrolobium bilobum
Lineage: Eukaryota; Viridiplantae; Streptophyta; Magnoliopsida; Fabales; Fabaceae
Product: polygalacturonase inhibitor 2-like
Exons: 1
Coding region: 4-1029 (341 amino acids)
Molecular function (GO): protein binding
Source: RefSeq, a predicted model, not a curated record